Molecule: messenger RNA, 1404 nt
Organism: Megalops cyprinoides (Indo-Pacific tarpon)
Lineage: Eukaryota; Metazoa; Chordata; Actinopteri; Elopiformes; Megalopidae
Product: vegetative cell wall protein gp1-like
Exons: 7
Coding region: 1-1404 (467 amino acids)
Biological process (GO): binding of sperm to zona pellucida; prevention of polyspermy
Cellular component (GO): egg coat
Molecular function (GO): structural constituent of egg coat; acrosin binding
Source: RefSeq, a predicted model, not a curated record
AUGGAACGAAAUUACUCGGGGAAGGCUGGCCGCAUCGGAUGGCAAGCGCUUGGACGGCUGUUGGGGCAAUGGCAGUUUUUGGCAAAGGUCAGCAGCCCACCCACUGUAUCCAGCCCCCAUGCGACUGACUCAACAAGGCCAUUUGUAUGGUGUGGUAGCAACUUCAUGACGCUGACAGCAAAGGAAAGUGAAUACCCACAUUUGCAGGUGGACAGAGUGAGCGCUCCUCCUCUUUCCCUGUCACAGCUGCCCUCUUACUGUGGCCACACCUUUCAGCUGACUGCAAAUGACUUUGUCCUAAUGGCGCCCUACGAUGGAUGCUAUGUCCUAAAAGAGGAUGGAAGUUAUGUUCUGCCUUUGCUUUGGUGGGAGACUCCUGUGAAGAUGGUGUGCCCUGCCACACCAGCCCCUGCCCCUUCUUCCUCUCCCCCCUCCCCUCUCUCUGUCUCCUGCACCCCUUUUGCCAUGGCUCUGAAGAUUCAAGGAGGUAUGGAUGCUGCAAGGAAGCUCCAAGUCGCUUCGCAGGGGGAGUGGGUGCCCUUUGUGCCUUCCCAGUGUGGGUACCAUGCAGAGUAUCACCCUGGAGAUUUGAUCAUAUACGCUCCCUAUACAGGAUGUGGGAUAACUGUUAAGGAUGGGAUGUACACCCUCUCAUUCCUUGCACAAGAAGGGAAGAUGACCAUCUCAUGUCCACCACCCCUUGUUCCCUCUCCCCAAAUCCCUCAUCCUUCUAGAACUCAUCCGACUCACUCUCUUAUUGUUCCCAAUUACCCACCUAUAUCUGACCCACUUGUAGCUCCUAUUUACUACUAUGACCCCAGCUUGUAUGCUGACCUACAGAAAGGCCCUCCCACUCACCCUCCAACUCCUGCUCCCACCAGGAACACACCCCUUUUUCCUGCCUACCAUCCCCACACCUCCAUAGACCUCUCGGUUGCCCCACCUUCUCUGUUUAGUAAAAACUCUUACCAUGAUCCUAAAUUACACGCGCACCAAAGUGCCUAUCCCCUCUGCACUCCCUUUGGGCCGACUCCUUGCAUAGCUUCACCUUAUGACCCAGCCCCAUCUGUCCCCCUUCCCCAUUGGCCUCAGAUUCCUACUACUCCUUCCUCUACUUCCACCUCUCAGUCAUCACCCUCCUUAACCUGCACAACAGAUGACAUGACGGUCACCCUGCCUUCCGCCCACCCGGAUUCCAUUGUGGUGAUAGACCACAAUAACAUGUGGAUGUCUAUUGCCAGUGCCCCUCCAGGGUGCUAUUACAAAUUACGAACAGAUGGAAAGAAGGGGGUAACACUGUCCUCCCCUCUUCCUGCCUGCCACACUUUCACCCCAGUGAGUCAACAGUGCUAUAACAGAUUGGAUAUGACCCACGCCCCCCUCCCCCCUCCCCCACUGCUUUAA